Molecule: messenger RNA, 2234 nt
Organism: Stegostoma tigrinum
Lineage: Eukaryota; Metazoa; Chordata; Chondrichthyes; Orectolobiformes; Stegostomatidae
Exons: 8
Coding region: 1090-2010 (306 amino acids)
Source: RefSeq, a predicted model, not a curated record
GGUUCCGUCGGCAGUUGGAGUAUCGGGGGAGGCGGCAGCAGCUGCGGUGAGGGUGGUGUGUGAGGUGUUGUAUCUGUGGAAGUGGAGGUGGUGAGUGCAGCAGCGGUUCCGGAAGUGGUGUGGCCGGCGGAGGCGGAUGUGACGUCAUCGGUGGGGUCUCCGGCCGUGUCUUCAUGGUCAAUGGCGGCGGGGCAGACAACAUCAGGUGAAGAUGUGCGUGAUUUUAGCAAGGUGCUGAAAAAUAAGUUCAGAUCAAAGAAAUACUUUGCCAAACAUCCUCGCUUGGGUUAUUUACCAGUACAAACAGUUCUAGAAGGCGAGAACCUUGAGACUGGAUCUGUUGGAGUUGCACACAGCGCAACGCGUCUUUGAUCAACACAAAUUGACACAAACCGAGCAACUUCUGAAUGUGACUGAAGUAAUCAACUGUUUAACGUCCAUUUAUGAUGUUUUGGAACAAAACCACAAGGACUUGGUCAAUGUGCCACUCUGUGUCGACAUGUGUCUGAACUGGCUGCUGAACGUAUUUGAUACGGGUAUGAGUGUAAGAAUCAGAGUGCUUUCUUUGAAAAUUGGCUUGACGUGACUCUUCAAGGAUCAUCUAGAGGAAAAAUACAAGUAUAUCUUCAAACAAGUAGCUGAACCCACAGAUUUAUGUGACCAACGAAGCCUGAGCCUUUUGCUUCACGAUGCAGUCCAGAUCCCUCGGCAGCUGGGUGAGGUAGCUUCAUUUCGAGGCAGCACCAUUGAACCAAGUGUCCGCAGUUGCUUCCAACAUGCACUCAGACAUGAACUAAUGGAUAAGGAGGAGACAAUCAUAACUGCUUUGGAUUCAGCCCAUAGAAGGGCCAGAGGAGCCGCGCUGACACCUUCAUGUUUAAACAGAGGACACUUUUCUGCGUGCCACGAGAUGUAUAUCAGCCAUACCAAAAUGCUGCCUUUGCCUGAGACAGGGAAGAUCAACUGACUUUGGGGAAAUGGAGAAUCAUUCAUGAAUCCAGUUACUUUCUGAUCUGACAGCUUUGUGGCAUCUGAAUGGAUAACAAUUUGAUCUGAAGUGCUGAACGUCAACUUGCCAAAUACAAUUGGAUGAAAAGUAUGAGGCCAAUCAGUCUCUUGAAACACUUUCUCUAUGCAAUCAACAUAACAACAUUAAUUGACAAUGAAAAAUUACGUACGUGCUUCAGAAGAUUAGAUUUGAAACAGAGAUUUGUGAAUAUGAAUGGAGCUAUAUAUGUCCCCAUCUCAGGCACCAACCUCAAGUUCACCUGGACUAUCUACAACACCUCUGUCACCUUCCUGGACCUCUCUGUCUCCAUCUCAGGUAACCACCCAGAAACCGAUAUCCAUUUCAAGCCCACCGACUCCCACAGCUACUUAGAAUACACCACCUCCCACCCACCUUCCUGCAAAAAUUCCAUCCCCUAUUCCCAAUUCCUUCACCUCCGCCUCAUCUGCUCCCAGGAUGAGGCAUUCCAUUCCCGUACACGUCAGAUGUCCUUGUUUUUCAACGACCGCAACCCCCCACCCCCCACCCAACCACACACAGUGGUCAAGAACCAUGUCUCCCACAUUUCCUGCAACUCAUCCCUCACACCUCAUCUCCGCAAUAAGCACCAAAAGAGAACCCCCUCAUCCUCUCAUACCACCCUACCAACCUCUGGAUACAACGCAUCAUCCUCCAACACUUCCACCAUCUGCAAUCUGACCUCACCACCAAAGACAUUUUUCCAUCCCCACCCUUGUCUACUUUCUGGAGAGACCACUCUCUCCAUGACUCCCUUGUCGGCUCCACGCUUCCCUCCAACCCCACCACACCCGACAUUUUCCCUGCAACUGCAGGAAGUGCUACACGUGCCCCCAUACCUCCUCCCUCACCCCCAUCCCAGGCCCCAAGAAGACUUUCCACAUCAAGCAGAUGUUCAACUGCACAUCUUCCAAUCUGGUAUACUGCAUCCGCUGUACCCGUUGUGGACUCCUCAACAUCGGGGAAACCAAGGAGAGACUUAAGUGUUCUGCAAAGCAGUCCCUAUGCUCGGUUCACAACAAACAACUGCACCUCCCAGUCGCGAACAAUUUCAACUUCCCCUCCUAUUCCUUCGACGACAUGUCCAUCCUGGGCCUCCUGCAGUGCCACAACAAUGCCACCCGAAGGUUGCAGCAACAGCAACUCAUAUUCUGCUUGGGAACCCUGCAGCCCAAUAAUAUCAAUGUGGAUUUCACAAGCUUCAAAA